AUGAUUCAGACGUUUGCUAAAGAGUACAAGGAGUCAAUAACCCUGGCCUACUAUUGUGGUAAUCUUCUUCUUACAAUCGUCGUCUUUGUAUUUGGAACCAUUUACUUGUGGCACAAAGAUCGAAGGGAUCAGCAGAGGCGGGAAUGGCGCCAGUUCGCGGAAAGAAUUUACACAGAUUACAGCAGUCUGAGAAGAAACCAGAUCCUAGAGAACAUGUUAAAGGUAAAGAAAACUUUCGAAAAAUUUCCAAUUCAUUCUGAAGUAACUGGCCUUGAUGUUUUGAGAUACUGGCUCGCUGAUGAUCGCCACCGAAAUGUGUCGAGUGAAUCUCCCCAGCUGAGGGCCCUUCGUGAAGACCUCUACAUGAUCUUCUUGCAGCUAAAUUCCUGCCAUUCGUUGAUCCAUUUAGGAGAAGUGCCCAAAAAUAUAACGGAAGAAUUACGAUAUGUAGUGGAGGAAUUGGGGAAUGUAGCAAAGCCUUUCUUAACAGGUGAAAAACUAAAGGUCGCUUCGACAUGCCUCAAACAUUUUGGCAUGCCGGUCAAGAAAGAAGAAGAAGAAGAAGGAGGAGGAGGAGUAGGAGGAGAAGAAGAAGAAGAAAAAAAGCUUCAUGAGUUGGUUGAAGGAAACAUUCCGUAUUUAGAUAGCCUGAAGUUUGGUGAUAAUGAUCAUAGGGCUAGUUCAACAUCAUCACCACCCCCUCCUGUAUAUUAUAGCCAGUCCAAAUUUUGUUUAAUGUGAGCAUGCCAAACAACGAACAUAAUUUCCUCCAGAAGCUCCAUGAUAAUCUAGAAAAGGGAGAAGGU
Molecule: messenger RNA, 806 nt
Organism: Pocillopora verrucosa
Lineage: Eukaryota; Metazoa; Cnidaria; Anthozoa; Scleractinia; Pocilloporidae
Source: RefSeq, a predicted model, not a curated record